AUGAGCCUGCCCAGACCCGGGCGGGGCGGCCGGCCGCUGUUCCUGAGCAUCCUGGGCCUCGCGGCCGCCGCCACCUUCCUGCUGUUCUACGCUCUCCUCUGGGAGGCGGGCGACCUCAUCCACCUGCCCGACCUGAGGAUCGGCUUCCACAACUUCUGCCUGUGGAACGAGAGCGCGGGCUGCCUGCAGUGCCACCGGUUCCCCGAGCUGGGGGCCCUGGGGCUGCCGCGGGGCGCCCUGGCCCUGGCCCGGCUCGGCGUGUACGGGGCCCUGGUCCUCACCCUCUUCGUGCCGCUGCCGCUGCUGCUGGCCCGCUGCCGGGGGAGCGAGGGCGAGUGGCACCUGGCCGUGUGCUUCCUGGCGCUGGCCUCCACGCUGCUGGCCGGCGGCCUGGGCCUCUUCCUCGCCUACACCUGGAGGUGGGUCACGCCCGCCCUCCUGGGGCCCGGAUUCCUGGCUCUGGCUGCUGCUCAGGCCUUGCUCGUCCUUCUGCUGAUGGCCACAGUCAUGUUCCCCCAGAGGGCAGAAGAAGAUGCCAAGAGCAAGCUGGACAGCUGCUAG
Messenger RNA from Pipistrellus nathusii (Nathusius's pipistrelle), 561 nucleotides. Lineage: Eukaryota; Metazoa; Chordata; Mammalia; Chiroptera; Vespertilionidae. The record is from the annotation of a GenBank genome assembly.